This is a messenger RNA of Xyrauchen texanus (razorback sucker), 4046 nucleotides long. RefSeq names its product ubinuclein-2-like. The coding region runs from base 229 to 3582 and encodes 1117 amino acids. NCBI's taxonomy places the organism in Eukaryota, Metazoa, Chordata, Actinopteri, Cypriniformes, Catostomidae. The record is from RefSeq and is a predicted model, not a curated record. Gene Ontology annotation, cellular component: nucleus. The transcript is spliced from 16 exons.
AAAAUGGCCGCCACAGAUAAAACUGAGGUUUCACUGAGAGAAACAAAAACUACAUUCACACUCGAGUAAACUGAACAAAUUCGACCCGAAUGCUGUCAGGAAAUAUCAAACACUCUAUACAGUGGGGUUAAUUAUUUUGGUGUCAGAAUUAAAGCGUUGUGUAGAGUAUAGCUCGCGCGUGCACGCGCUUGUGUGUGUGUUCGGGCUCGAGCGGAACCGGAGAGUCCAAUGGCGGACCCGAGAAAAGUCCCGUUCGUCACCCUCACCUCAUACAGCAACACACCGGCGCCAGAGUCCAAGAAGCGGCGGCGGGAGGACGAGGAGAAUGAGCCGAACCCCUCCCCUGUCGGUUCUGCUUCUGUUGGACUGUUCGGUGCGGCGAAUCCAGCAACGGAACCUGGCGAACCCAAACCAACCGUCCGACUGAACCUGAGCCUGUCCGAACCUAGCGAACAGAAAUCCGCAGAGUUCAACUACAGCGAGCUCUUUCACACCAGUGUGCAGGCGAGGAAAGUUCCUCAAGGGCUCACAGCUGCUCUGGACCCCAGUGACCCGUUUGCAGAUGAAGAUAAAGAGAGACAGGAAGUUGAAGCUCUGGCGAAGAAAUUUGAGAGCAAAUAUGGAAAUGGUGGAAAGAAGAAAAGAAGGGACAGGAUGCAGGAUCUCAUCGAUAUCGGUUACGGCUACGAUGAUACCGAUCCAUUCAUCGACAACUCAGAGGCUUAUGAUGAGCUCGUUCCUGCAUCUCUGACCACUAAACUGGGUGGUUUCUACAUCAACACCGGUACACUGCAGUUCAGAGCCGCUUCUGAAUCCGAGGGAGAAAAUGGACGAAAAGACUCCAACCAUAUAAGGAAAGAUGGAGAGGAACGAGUGAUUAAGAGGAGGAAGAAGAAGCAGGUUGGAGGUCUAGAGGAGAAAAAACCCAGGAAAUUCAAAGUACCAAAGCCAGGAGUUUCGUCUCUGAACCGUCCGGAAAAGAAGAAGAGGAAGAAGCUGAUGAAGGAUUCGCUCUCUCUAGCGGCCAUGAUCCGCCGGUUCACACGUGAGAAAGAGGAGAUGAGAAAGAAGACCCCGACGAAUGCCGUGAAACUCAAUGCCGCACACGCUCAAACUAACGCUGUCACCCCUGGCAACGACCUGUCCAUGGCUGACCUGAACGCUGACCCGGCGGUGAUGUCACUGCUGGGUGGGGCCACAGAGAACGAUAUGCUGCAGGAAUUGAUGGGAGAUCUAGACUUCGGGUUGCUGGACUCUCCUCAACCGUCCAGUCCUGGACAGGGCGAGAACGGAUCCGUGGCGGCGGCUCAGAAAGCGGGGGUUGUGGGCAGAGUGCAGAAGACUGGGUUGAUGCCCCCUCCACCCCUUCCCACCAGCCUACCUGCCCCCCUCCUUAAACGCAUUGAGGACCUGCAGGCGGCAGACUUCAGUGGAGAGAGCGAGCCAGCAGCAGGAGAGGCGUCUCGUCAGUUUGAUGUUGAAGGCAGGAAGAAGUUCUUCACGCUGGACAUGAACAACAUCCUGCUAGAUAUUGAGCUGCAGGUGCAGGAGCAGCCGGCGUUAAUGCGUACUGCUGUUUACUCCCAUCUGGAGGCGUUUGUUCCGUGUAAUAAAGAAGCUCUGCUGAAGCGUCUGAAGAAACUCAGUCUGAACAUUCAGGACGACAGAAUGAAGACGCCGCUGCUCAAACUCAAACUGGCCGUCUGUAGCGUCAUGCCGGAGCAGAUUGCACGCUAUAACAUGGACUGCAUGGCCAAAGUCGCCAAGCAGCAGUCUGAGGACGGCGAGCGAAAUGGCUCAGAGGAGGAAGAUGAGGAGAAGCCUGGACGAAGAGUGAUGGGACCCAGGAAGAAAUUUGUGUGGGACGACAAACUCAGGACUCUGCUGUGUAAUCUGGUGCGUGUGAAGUUGGGCUGUUAUGAGCUGGAGGGUCAAAGUUCACUCUCACCUGAAGAUUACCUGAAGGUCUUCAUGGAGACAGAGGUCAAACCGCUCUGGCCCAAAGGCUGGAUGCAGGCCAGGAUGUUGUUUAAAGAGAGCCGUAUGGCUCACAGUCAUCUCACUGGAAACACCGUGAAGAAAAAGGUGUUACCUACUCCAAAAGCUAAACCCAAACCUCAGGAUAGCGUUGUGGUCCAGCGACCGGCUGUCUCUGUUGAUGACACAACUCCUCCUACGUCUGUCCCACAGCGUGUCCCUUCCCCUCCUGAGCCCAUCUGUCUUUCGGAUUCUCUUGACGAGGAUCUGAGCCCUCCAUCACUGGACUCAAUUUCUCAGGCUCUAGCGAUGCUCAGCAGUGCUGCUAAAGGUCUGGUUCAGUCUGAUAGGCCCCCGGCCACAGACACGCCCAAACCGACCACACCGUCGUCAAUGCACGCAUCUCCACACCUACCGAAAAAACCCUCCCUGCCCCUUCCUCCAAGGAUCAUCUCGUCCUCUACAUCUCCGUCCGUCCGCAGUGAGGGCGUUCUAUCGCAAACACGGAGACAUAUGGUUAUUCCCGCCCAGCGACCUGCCAUGAUCGCGGGUGUUAAGUCAGGUGUGUCUGCCGUGCCCUCUCCCCCAAAACCACGCCCACCACCAAUGGCGUCGACUCUUCACGCCCCUCAGAAGAUUUUGGUGGGCAAAACGGUGGUGGCCAUGCCAACGGGUCCCAUUAAAACCAGCAAUAAUGCCAAUGGUCGAAUGAGCCGUUUGGAUACCGUUAGCUCAUUGCCACAGUCGCGGGCGCACACCAUUCUGACCUCUUCCUCGCCUUCAGUUUUAAACGUUAAAGCAGUUCAGCCUUUCCAUCUGACCUCACCGUCACAAGCCAAAAACCAGCCUCGCGACUCGCCAUCACCCUCGCAGCCUAAACAAACCCAGCACCAGCCUGGAUUCAUCACGCCUAUGCAGGCCACCAUCACCAAGUCACCCAACAACUCCAACUCACCCAUCAUCAAACUCACGCCCACUGCGACUCCUGUGCCAAGACAGCCCACGUUACCAAGCAUGCACCAGCACACCGCCAAGAGCCCAGUGUUUCACUCGGUGGGAUUCUCAGGGGGCAGUUAUAUCUCCCCCGUGGGGCGGAAGAAUUCAUCUCAGGGCAACAACAUCUCCGGUCUCACCACGACAACCUCAUCUGUUAACAAGCAAACGGCGACCAGCGCAUCACCAGUGGCAGGGACGGCCAAUCACAACCAGCGAAACAGACAAGUGGGAGGGGCCAGUCAAGGGGUGAAGACAAUCACGUCAGUUUCCACGGAAACCGCUUCUCAGCUUGCACAGGUAUCGUCCUCCAGUGCUUUGCUUGGAUCAGCAAGUCCUUCUCUGCCUCUUGGUUUUGGGAUGUUGGGAGGACUGGUUCCUGUCUCUCUCCCGUUCCAGUUUCCAAACUUGCUGAACCUUCCCUCAUCUGUAGUGUCCACUACGGCCACCAGCGGCGCAACUAACCCCAGCGGCUCCGGCUUCAACCUGACUCAGAAUUUGUUAAAGGGUCUAAUGUCAGGGACUCAGGCUGCUCUGCCGCCACACUUGCAGCUGGCUUUCUCAGAUGUCAAGCAAAGCCAAGGCGGGGAUUUGAAGAGGAAGCCAUUGUGACAUCAUAGAACUCGAGUGAGCUGAACUCUUGACUGCUGGCUGAUCCAGGACUGACUCCGCCCACUUAUGCAUGAUCUGCUGGCUGUCCAAUGAGACAGAAUUUUUUUUAUACGCAUUUGUACAUAUGUAUCAAUGUUUACACAGACUGACCUGAAUCACUGUGGACAGGGAGGGCGUGUGUGUUUGCAUGUUUUUAGCGCGCAGCUUCUGUAAAUGCUAGUUUUUUAAAUGCAUUGGCAGUUUGAAUAAGCAUUAAUGAAUGAAUGAAUGAAUGAACAAAUUAAUCCCUCCCUCUCUCCUACAUAGGUCAUUGUCGUCUCUGGUGCUGUUCAAGAAUUAAGAUGCCCCCUUUAAAAUAAAAAUGAACUGAACCAAAUGUAAAGGGGCAGGAGGCUAAAAAUUGUAAUAUACUUGAAUUUUCAGGAUUUGUUUACUUGCACUUCAGGACACAAAUGAAAUAAACA